Protopterus annectens (West African lungfish) is the source of this 3095-nucleotide messenger RNA. RefSeq names its product sciellin (gene SCEL). The record is from RefSeq and is a predicted model, not a curated record. Gene Ontology annotation, cellular component: cytoplasm. The coding region runs from base 200 to 1981 and encodes 593 amino acids. Lineage: Eukaryota; Metazoa; Chordata; Ceratodontiformes; Protopteridae. The transcript is spliced from 26 exons. Gene Ontology annotation, biological process: epidermis development.
GUUAAGAAUAAGAGUGAGUGACACUGCUUUAAAUAAAUGACACAGUGGACUGACCUGUUUUUGUGCAAAACUAUCUGCACUUCAGCUCCACAGGAAUACACUGAGCAUAAGUAACUACAGGCUUUAUCCACUCAGGCAGACCUUCUUCAAUAUUUCUAUUUGGGCUAACUAAACAGAAGAGUUACAGAUAAUCAGACAAAUGUCAGAACACAACAAGAGAAUUUCAUUCCCCCCUGCACAAACAGAGAGCUCAAGUUCCACUCGACACUUGUCAGACAGUAAUAACCAAUACGGAAGUAUGGAUAAAAAGAGAACAGUUCUGAAAGAUAACAGUUGGAUAAAACAUAAACCAGAAGAUUUAAGUAAUGAUGAAAACUAUGGGAAAGUCGUACUUAACCACUACAAGAAUGGAGAUGAAACAGACAGUGGUCCAGAUGCCCCCAGUCCCGAGAAGACCAAUCCAUUUCUAUCCCUAAAGAAGACACCAAAGAGCAAUAAAGAUCAAAACUUUGUUAAACCUAUUCCUGGUCAACUGAAAUCUGAAGAAGGAGUAGACAGGACCGUUACAGUGAAAACUAGUGAUUCACCAAAAGUGACCAUCUUCAGCUCAGAUCAAAAUGGACCUGCCAAGGCACUGCCAUCUUCACCAGUACAGUCUAAAACUAGUGUUACAACCAGAUACGGUCCCGAGGGAGAUACAGUCAUCACUACUACCACGAAAACAUCACAGGUGAAGUCAUCGACAAAGCCUGGUUAUGACAGAAGUUCGUCUAGAGAAGAUGUGGAAAAUAUUACGAAUAACAUCAAGACAACAACAGUGGAGGACAACUACAAGCCAAAAUCAGUGACUACAGUCAGGACUAACAAUAUAACCGAUGAUGACUGGCCUGACAGCAACUGGAAUUCAACCAAAGAAAGUACCACUGAAACACGAACUUACAUCACCAAAAAAACAACAAUAUCUGAAGAUAAACCAAAAAGUGUGACAACAAUUGAAACUUCAUCUGGCAUGGAUAUCAGAAAACCAGCUAAUGAGCCACCUAAACCCCCAAAACGAACAAGCUCAUCUACUCAAGAAACCAGCAAUGGUGGUCUUGACUUUGAAAUACAGUCAUUCCCUGAAAAAAGUGACACUGGCUCAUCUAAAAGCAUAAGCGACUAUGACUAUGGCAAGCAAUCGUCUUACACAGUGAAGAACGACACUUAUUCCCCAAGAAGUUCAGUCGACUAUGAUUAUGGGAAGCAAUCGUCUUACACAGCGAAUACCGACACUUAUUCCCCAAGAAGUUCAGCUGAUUAUGACUAUGAUUAUGGAGGACAGUCAUCAUAUUCCGUGAAGAGCAGCACCCUUCCUGGAAGAAGUUCACUAGACAAGGACUACGAUUAUGGAAGGCAGUCAUAUUCAGUGAAGACCAGCACCCUCCCUGCUAGAAGUUCAGUUGACUAUGACUACGACUUUGGAAGGCAGUCAUCAUACACAGUGAGCAGCGACUCUUUCUCCCCUAGAAACUCAAGAUCAAUUGACUCUUACUUUGAUUCCACUGAUGGACCAAACAGCCAGACAGUCAGCUAUACCUAUGAGACAAGGAACUCCCCAAGAAUUAGUACGUCUUACUAUGAUUCCAUUGAUGGGCCAAGUAGCAGACCGGUCACCUACACCUAUGAAACAAAGACUUCCAGUACACCAUCUCUUGAUUUGUAUGACAUGAUGACAUCCAAGGCAAUGAAUUCUGUUUAUGCAGGAAAUGAUCGGGCCACAUCUGAGAAAGAUUUUUGCACCUACUGCAAUAAACCAAUUAAUCAGGAACCAAAAAUGAUCCUGGAGCACAUGAACAUUUCCUGCCAUGCAUCAUGUUUCAAGUGUGGUGCUUGUGGUGCUCCUCUAGGAGGCAUGGUUGCUGGCGACAGCAUCUGGACUUACAAGCAAGCAGUCUACUGUGAACGCUGCUACAACAACCAGAAAGCGAAAUGGGCAUAUUAGACUCUGCAGAGAUAUCGGACACCAAAAAUGUGCAUUCUCAUCAGUUCCAGCUGAAAAUAGAAGAACUCUAUGCUAAAUUUAAAUUUAUAUUAGAUGAAAAUCAUGUGCAAAUUUUAAAUUUUAAUAGAAGGGAAAUAUUGUGAAAAUAUGUGACAUAUUAGAGUAGUUUUUUUACAAAUAAAGAAUUAAAAUACAGCAACAUAUCUAUUUUGCUCUAGUUUCAGAAUUAUGCAUAGGCAUCUCACUAUAGCUGAGGAAAUGAUCCCUAUAUAGUGCUAACAUUUAUGGAACAAAUUUACCACACAGCAUCUUCAUACAGAGUUCUAUUAUUUGAAUACAUUACUCCAUUAGUAGAGAUUUUAAUCCUGCAAGGUAAAAACUGCAUUCACACACAUAAGCAAGAAUGCAUGAUAGGGGGUGAGGUACAUUUGCUACUGUUACCAGGUACAUCUCAGUAACAUAAAUCACCUAUGACCCAUACUCUGAAUUCUUUAUUAUACGUAGGCAGUAUGCUGAAUAAGUCUGGUUUAUUAGUUAUUACACAUAGGAAACUGCAUUAUUUUGGAUUGCUACAGGCUUUGCCAGGUUCAGCAUUGUUUUGAUGUAUAGGUACUGUUACAAACAGAAGACAAGAAAAGUAUAUAUAUUGUAUACUCGGCAUGAUUCGUAAAACAUUGUGAUCAUUUAUUUGGUUUUCAGCUGUACUUUUGAAAAUCUUGAAAUUCUGAGCUUGUAGUAAGUCCAAAAUUGCUGAAUCUCAUAAAAUUCCUACUUCUCUAAUGUGGAAUGAUGUCAGAGUUGUAUAAAUAAUUAGUGGAGGUAUAGAAAUACAGCUCUCUAUAUCCAUGGUAGAUACAAGGGGGCUUGUCCCCUGCAAAAAAAAAUGUUUUUAAUGUGUCACAUUUGCCUCAUUUGUCUGUAGGACUGUGCUUAAUUUUUUUUUUAGUGUUCAACAAUUCUAACUUUUGAGUUACAUAAAUACAGCAUCAUUUAUUUAUAUGGGCAGAAUAAAAGGACAUGUUUCUGAAUGGAAAUGUUAUUAUGAAAGUCUCUCUGUAAAUGUUAAGUUUUUACUAGUGUACCAAUACAUUUAAAUAAAGAAAUUUAAAAACUU